Molecule: messenger RNA, 2544 nt
Organism: Leopardus geoffroyi (Geoffroy's cat)
Lineage: Eukaryota; Metazoa; Chordata; Mammalia; Carnivora; Felidae
Product: rho-related GTP-binding protein RhoU
Exons: 4
Coding region: 311-1078 (255 amino acids)
Biological process (GO): small GTPase-mediated signal transduction
Molecular function (GO): GTP binding; GTPase activity
Source: RefSeq, a predicted model, not a curated record
CCGCCCCCCACGCGUCGUGUCGCCGGGAAGCCGGGAGGAGACAGAGCGCUCGGGCUCCACGGCGCUCGGCCGGCCCGCAGUCCUCUGACCGCGCGGAGCGGAGCCAGGUGGCGCCGCCCGAGCCCAGAGCCGCGACCCACCCCGGCCGCCUUUGUCUGGGAGCGUGUGGCCUGGAACCGCCGCUCUCGGGGGCCGGGCACGCGCCCACCGCGGUCGGUGACAGCUCGUCCCUCUCGGAAGGCUCCGGGACCGAGGGGCGGGCGGGCCGGGCCCUGCUCGCUCGCGCCUGCACGCCCGAGCGCGCGCACCGAUGCCCCCGCAGCAGGGGGACCCCGCAUUCCCGGGCCGUUGCGAGGCGCCGCCCGUUCCGCCGCGCCAGGAGCGCGGGGCGCGCGGGGGGCGCGGGCCCGGGGCGCCGGGGGGCCGGGGGCGCGCGGGCGGUGCCGAGGGGCGCGGCGUCAAGUGCGUGCUCGUCGGCGACGGCGCCGUGGGCAAGACGGUGAGCUACACCACCAACGGCUACCCCACCGAGUACAUCCCCACCGCCUUCGACAACUUCUCGGCGGUGGUUUCUGUGGACGGACGGCCUGUGAGACUCCAGCUCUGUGACACUGCCGGGCAGGAUGAGUUUGACAAACUCAGACCCCUCUGCUACACCAACACGGACAUCUUUCUUCUGUGCUUCAGUGUGGUGAGCCCCUCAUCCUUCCAGAACGUCAGUGAGAAGUGGGUGCCCGAGAUCCGAUGCCACUGUCCCAAAGCCCCCAUCGUCCUCGUUGGAACUCAGUCGGAUCUCAGAGAAGACGUCAAAGUCCUCAUUGAGCUGGACAAAUGCAAAGAGAAGCCGGUGCCUGAAGAGGCAGCUAAGCUGUGCGCCGAGGAGAUCAAAGCCGCCUCCUACAUCGAGUGUUCAGCCUUGACUCAGAAAAACCUCAAAGAGGUCUUUGACGCGGCCAUUGUCGCCGGCAUUCAGUACUCAGACACUCAGCAACAGCCAAAGAAGCGCAAAAGCAGGACUCCUGACAAAAUGAAAAACCUCUCCAAGUCCUGGUGGAAAAAGUACUGCUGUGUCGUAUGAUGUUGGCAAGAAACCCGGAAAAGGCAGUUUUUAGAUGAAGCCGAUAUUAGAAGCUAUAUUAGCUGACGUGACUCCUUUUAUCGUGUAGAACCUGGAGAGGAAACGCGUGUGUAUGUGUGUAACAGGUGGAGCUCUCAGUUUAUGUAUUCUUUCUUGCCUUCGACGUUUUUGUUUGUUUCAGCUUAGGGACCAGCCAAUUAUGCAAGAUAUUUCUGAAGGGAGUUGAGCAAUGUUCCUAACUCCGGAAAAGUAGAGCUCAGAGACCUCGGGAUUAAUUUAUAGCUAAUAUGAAAGAGACCCGCUCGGAUGUGGGUGUCAAGGAUGCGACUUGGCCGCGUUAUGAUGCACAGAAGGACCAACGGCGAAAUGGUGUGGUCGACCCUCCCUUGAUUAAGGGCUACUCGAUGCAAGGACGUUCCGUACGCGGGCCGGCCAGGGAGCACCCGUCAGAAUUGCGUUUCAACGUCCACACAUUGCCCCGCCUGCAGGGAAGUGAACAUUCUUGAAGGGCCUGCAGCAAAUGUUUGUAGGAGACAAAAUGACCUUUAUUUCCCUUAAUUCAGCCAAAAUGUGUACACACACACACACACACACACACACGCACACACACGCACACGCGCACGUACGUACGGCUAUAUUUGCUGCUGAUUCAGACUUUUAAACGGUUAAUGGGAAAAAGCACGGCCACGAAAAAACAGAUAUGAGGGAAGCUCAGGUUCCUGCUUUUGUGACUUUUUUGAACAGCUCUCUUUUUGAUGAUACCCUACUCAGAGAUGGGAUUUUAACUACGUCUCGACGCAUCUUUGAGGCCACCUGAAAACCAAACGUGAACAUCUCUUGAAAUCUGUGUUAAAAUGGGUGUCUCUUGAAACCCGUUACGACAACCAGUGAAGUCCACAGAUGCCUUUCGGGGACCUGGCAGCAGGGCCCGGCACUGUGUGUCACCGGGCUCGUGGGGCUGGUCUGCUGCGGCCGGCCGGGGGGCGGUGGGGUGGGGGGGGGGUGGACCACAGCCCCCUCGAGAAGCUGCAUCCUUCCUGUGGGACAGCCAGAAAACCAUAUGCCUGUGAACCAUUUGUGUUCUUCAAGGUGGCAGAUUUUUAGAGCUUAGUCUUCUGGAGAAAACAAGUGCCGUAUCAGAAGAAUAGUUUUCCUUUGUGAUGGCGGUGCUUCCGAAGUGCCAAAAAAGGUAGCCUGGCGCGUUGAAUUAUCACGUCCGGCUGCAGUGGGUGACACAGAUUCACCAAAGUCGGCUCAAAAACUAGGCAAAAGCUCUGCAGAGCCAGCGGAGAGAAGCGUCUCCUCUUUCCGUGGGUCUUGCGUUGUCUUUUUUAUAUUUAAAAAAAACUAAUUUGUGUUUUUCUAUGGAAGAAAUAAAAGAUUGGGACGGGGUUUCUUUCACCUCUGUUAGUAAAUCAAAUUAACGGAUUUCCUUGUUUGAAAAUUAAAACACAUGGGUUGUUUGC